Messenger RNA from Metopolophium dirhodum (rose-grain aphid), 750 nucleotides. Its product is annotated as transcription factor Adf-1-like. Gene Ontology annotation, biological process: regulation of transcription by RNA polymerase II. Gene Ontology annotation, cellular component: nucleus; transcription regulator complex. The coding region runs from base 1 to 750 and encodes 249 amino acids. NCBI's taxonomy places the organism in Eukaryota, Metazoa, Arthropoda, Insecta, Hemiptera, Aphididae. The record is from RefSeq and is a predicted model, not a curated record. The transcript has 3 exons.
AUGAACGACGAACUUUUGAUUGAGUUGGUGCGGAACAGACAGGUCCUUUAUGAUUUGAAGGACCCGAAGUAUUUAAAUUCCGAUUUAAAGGGAAGAAUAUGGCAGGAAAUUGGCAAGGAAAUGAAGACUGAUGGUGGUAAUUGCAAAGCAAGGUGGAGUAACAUACGAGACAACUUCCGAAAGUCUUUGAGUAAAAGAAGAACCACAAGUGGACAAGCUGUUAAAAAAGUGAAACCGUACAGAUUUGAAAGCCAGCUACAGUUUUUGCUUGAAUACAUGGAAGAACGCGAAACAAAGGGGAACAUUGGAAGGCAUCCUGACACUGAAUAUGCAGAACUUAAUAAUGAUGAUGAAGGACAAGAAUCUCUGCAAACAACUGAUAUUCCUAAUUCUCCAGAAGUAUCUAAGCAACCAGUCAGCCAGUCACUCACCCAACAUAAUCCUACUUCUAGCAACGAUACACCUUCUUCCUCUGCUGUGGAAUUUGCUAAGCCUAGUAGGAAAAAAAAUAUUCAACCUGAGACAGCAGCAUCUACACUCAUGAAGUACUUACUUGAAAAAAAGGAAGAAGAGACAAAAUCAAGCAAAAGUGGACUACCCACCGUAACUUUGGACAACCCUAUCGACUGUUUCCUCUUUGGGAUAUCACAUACUUUGAAAUCACUACCUCCAUACUUGCAGAAUAUAGCAAAGACUGAGAUUUUUUUUACAGUGCAAAAGUUGGAGUUGCAAUCGAUGCAAAAUUACUAG